Molecule: messenger RNA, 5628 nt
Organism: Tympanuchus pallidicinctus (lesser prairie-chicken)
Lineage: Eukaryota; Metazoa; Chordata; Aves; Galliformes; Phasianidae
Gene: LRP8
Product: LDL receptor related protein 8
Exons: 19
Coding region: 70-2820 (916 amino acids)
Molecular function (GO): calcium ion binding; protein binding
Source: RefSeq, a predicted model, not a curated record
CGGGCGGCGCGCGGUGGCGAGCGGGGCGCAUCCCGCACACGGUGCGCUGCCACGGAGGGAGCGGGCAGCAUGUGCCGGCCUGCGCUCGCCCGGCUGCUGCUCCUCCAGCUGCUGCUGCUGAAGCUGUACCUCAGCAAAGGAGCCGUGAAGGAGUGCGAUAAGGACCAGUUCCAGUGCCGGAACGAGCGGUGCAUCCCCGCCGUCUGGGCGUGCGACGAGGACAACGACUGCUCGGAUAACAGCGACGAGGCGGAUUGCCCAAAGAAAACUUGUGCUGAGUCGGAUUUUGCUUGUGACAACGGCCACUGCAUCCCAGAUAGGUGGAAGUGUGACGGUGAAGAAGAAUGUUCUGAUGGGUCGGAUGAAUCAGAAGCAGCAUGCACCAAACAAGUGUGCCCAGCUGAAAAAAUUAGCUGUGGAGACUUAAGCAACAAAUGUAUCCCGUCGUCCUGGAGAUGUGAUGGGCAGAAGGACUGUGAAAGCGGUAUUGAUGAGGCUGGUUGUGCUCCUGCUUGUUCUCCUGAUGAGUUCCAGUGCAGUAACAAGACGUGCAUCUCCAUCAGCUUCGUGUGUGAUGGUUACAACAACUGUGGUGAUGGCAGCGAUGAAAGGAAAUGCUCCCCUCUGACCUGCAGCCCCAAUGAGUUCCAGUGCAACAACAGCGUGUGCAUCCCAGAGCUGUGGGUCUGUGACAACCAGGCAGACUGUGAGGACCAUUCAGAUGAGUCUGUAGAGAGGUGUGGCUACGAUGCCAAGGCCUUCAACACCUGUGCUGCUCACGAGUUCCAGUGUGGCAAUGGCGAAUGCAUCCUCCUUAACUGGAAGUGUGAUGGGGACGAAGACUGCAAGGACAAGUCUGAUGAGCAGGACUGCCCUCUGGUGACCUGCAGACCGGAUGAAUUUCAGUGCGGGGAUGGGACCUGCAUCCAUGGAGCAAAGCAGUGUGACAGAGUGCACGACUGUCCUGACAACAGUGACGAGGCAGGCUGUGUCCAAGAGUCAGCAUGUGAAAGUCCCAGCAAGUUUCAGUGUAAGAGUGGAGAGUGCAUUGACGGAGGCAAAGUGUGCGAUUCACAUAGAGACUGCAGGGACUGGUCUGACGAGCCUCUGAAAGAAUGUGGUAUUAACGAAUGCUCUGUGAACAAUGGUGGUUGCUCACACAUAUGCAAAGACUUGAAGAUAGGCUACGAAUGUGAAUGCCCGCCCGGAUACAAGCUUCUGGAUAAAAAGACGUGUGGAGACAUAGAUGAAUGUGAGAAUCCAGACGCUUGUAGCCAGAUCUGCAUUAAUUACAAGGGGGACUACAAAUGUGAGUGCUACGAGGGAUACGAGAUGGACACCCUGUCCAAGAACUGCAAGGCUGUAGGAAAGAGUCCCUACCUCAUCUUCACCAACCGCCACGAGGUCCGUAAGAUAGACCUGGUGAAAAGGGACUACUCUCGCAUCAUUCCCAUGCUGAAAAAUGUUGUGGCACUGGAUGUGGAGGUGGCAACAAACAGAAUAUAUUGGUGUGAUUUGUUCUAUCGAAAAAUCUACAGUGCAUACAUAGACAAAGCCAGCGACACAGCGGAGCAGGUGAUUCUGAUAGACAGCCAGCUGAACUCUCCGGAAGGGCUGGCGAUUGACUGGGUUCAUAAGAAUAUCUACUGGACGGAUUCUGGAAACAAGACUAUCUCAGUGGCCACUGCAGAUGGGAGCAGGAGGAGGACACUUUUUAACAGCGACCUCAGUGAGCCGAGAGCCAUUGCUGUUGAUCCCACACGGAGGUUCAUGUACUGGUCUGACUGGGGAGACAAAGCGAAGAUUGAGAAAGCAGGCCUCAAUGGUGUGGGGCGGCAAGUGCUGGUGUCUGACAACAUUGAGUGGCCAAAUGGCAUCACGCUUGAUUUGCUGAAUCAGCGUCUCUACUGGGUGGACUCCAAAUUGCAUUCACUCUCCUGCAUUGAUUUCAAUGGCAGCAACAGAAAAGUUCUGAUUUCUUCUGUUGAUGAUCUGAGCCAUCCUUUUGGCUUGGCAGUGUUUGAGGACAGAGUGUUCUGGACUGACCUGGAGAAUGAAGCAAUCUUCAGUGCCAACAGGCUGAGUGGCUUGGACAUCUCUGUUUUAGCAGAAAAUCUCAAUAAUCCUCACGACAUCGUUGUAUUUCAUGAAUUAAAGCAGCCCAAAGCUCCAGACUCCUGUGAGCUCAGCCCCCAGCCAAAUGGAGGCUGUGAGUAUUUGUGUCUUCCUGCACCUCACAUCUCUCCCCACUCCCCCAAGUACACGUGUGCCUGUCCUGACAACAUGUGGCUGGGUCCUGACAUGAAAAAAUGCUACAAAGAUCUUCCAACUACUCCAGCUACCACAGUGGUUCCUACAACCACAGCAUCUCAUCCUGUCACUGCCUCCACUGUGACUGUCACUGGCAGAGCCAACACCACCACCAUCAUCCCCAGAGCUGUAUCAGAAGCCACGACUGCCACCCCGAGUUCUCAUUCAACCACAUCCAUCCUCAUCGAUUCUGAGAUGACCACUGGAAACAGCAACUUGUCACAGCACUAUUCAAAUAAUGGCCAAGGCUUUGAUUCAACUGUGACAGCAGCUGUUAUUGGAAUUGUCAUUCCUGUUGUGGUUAUUGGCUUGCUGUGCAUGGGGGGAUACCUCAUCUGGAGAAACUGGAAACGGAAGAACACUAAAAGCAUGAAUUUUGAUAAUCCAGUAUAUAGGAAGACAACAGAAGAGGAAGAUGAAGAUGAAAUCCAUAUUGGUCGGACUGCCCAAAUUGGACAUGUCUAUCCAGCACGCGUAGCACUGAGCUUAGAAGACGAUGGGCUGCCGUAAGCACAAAGUUGCUGCUUCAACCAGAACGCACCGAACAAGUUUUCUUUGGAUCACAAAACCUGCUUCUUUAUUUGAAUCAUUAUUUAUGUUGCAGAAGGGUAACCACAGAGUUAUAAUGAACUGCAAACAUCCAAAGGAUGUGAGAGCUUUGUAUGUAUAAUCUUUUAUACACAUUUUAACUUGUUGCACUACCCAUUUGUGAUAGUCAAUAAGCAACUGCUGAGCUACUAACUCAAUGUACAUAACCAGCAGGCUGACGGUUCAGUAGCUACUGCUUUAUUUUAAGACUAUAUUUAUAGAUAUUUUGUAAAUAUACUGAAUAUGCUUUGUGGCUAUCCAUCAACAUAAGUAAAAUAAGUCCUGUACAGACCGUUUAGAAAUAUUUAUUAACAAAAUCUGGAUUAUAAGAUCUGAUCUGUAAAUAUAGUAGAGGGGUGAGAGUAUUUAUUUUUUGUAUGUUUGGCUUGCUGUGCAUAGAUUAUCUGUGUAUAUAUCUAUCUAGUCUAGAUAGAUAUAUAGGCAUAUAAAUAUAUACAUAUAUAUAAAUAUAUACAUAUAUUUUAAAACUACUGGGCUAUGUUUAUGAAAAUUAGGGAUAAUUGAAUUUUUACCAGGUGUCUGAAGUUCACUUUCAAAUCUAAAGACGCAAAGAAACAGCUGUACUGUAAGACAGCCAAUAAAUGACAGCCAUAACAAACAGGGCUUCUGUUUCCCAAAGUGGCCUGCAAGGGUUGCUUUCACCUUUUCCAGUUUAGCCAGCUUCACCUGCACUGCUUUGAGCUGUAGAGCUGUUGCUAACAGCAUUUCAGGCAGGGGCAGCUCCUACAGUGACCACAUUUUUCAUUCUGUACUGUUGCUUUUUACAGGUUGGUACAAAUCUGAUUUUUUUCAUUUGUUUCUAACAAUAAACCUAAAUCUUUUUCCCUCCAUUAGGCAUCCUGCUCCUCUCACAUGCAUUUAGAAUUAGCAAAAACAAAGGUUGAGACACACUCUUUCAGAUACCCAAAGUGAGCACUCAGGAAGGCUCAUCAGGAAAUAGUCCCACAAUAACAGAAGGUAAUCCCUUACCUUCUGGAUCCUUUCCCCCACUCUUUUCUUCAUUGAGAGUCUCAAUUUAGGAGGUACUGUGGGGCAGUGUCUUAGUGCAGCAUAAGUGGAAUUCAUUGAAGUGCAGCAGCUGUCAUCAAAGCGAAUGCCUGCACUGUGGAAGAUCUGACAUAACAGAGUGUGAGACAAGGUUCAAAACUCACAGCUCUAUCAAUAGUUGAUUCCUGGAAUUCAGUGGUAUCUGAAAAAAAAAAACAAAACAUCACAGAAAAAAGAGGUUGAAAGCAUUCUGCUCUGUUAGUAACUGCCUUUCAUUCUCUGUGGUUCCCAAACUUUGUUCCUCUCUCUCCUGCAGACCUCAAUAGCACUGUUACCAUCACCCCAUAAGACAGUGAAGAGUCUAAAUAUGCACCAUGUGUCCUAAGAGUUACAAUGAACCAAGAUUAAAAUAGUUGACAUAAUCCUGCUGCAGAAAUAGGCAAUAAGGAGUCCAGGCAUUCUUAAUUUACUCCUUUGAUGGCAGAAAGAUAUAUAAAUAUAUUUAAACAGGCUCCUCCUGCAGAAGAACAUCACCUUUGUGAUGGCCUGGGAUUCCAAGAUACUGCUUUAGGAAGGAGAAAUCAAGAACAGCCUCUUUUCUUGCUAAACUAGCCUCCCUUUUCUACACAGCUACUUCCCCCACCCCUUCAGUUCCAGUAGCUUAUUUAAGGUCUGUGCACUGAAAUGGAAAACAUUAAUGUAAGGCUCUGCUCUCAGGUUCACCAAGUUUCCUAUCAAACCACAGCAGGUGCCGAUUCUUCACCUCAAAGGGCACAAACAGGCAGUUAGGCCAAAAGCAAGGCCUUCUUCCAGCUGGUGUUUUUCACCUGUUCCAUGCAGCAGAGAGGACUGUCCAGGUCCUCCUCCCCCUCUCUCUCAUUGUGGUACAGAUUGCUGGUGUGAGCUGAGGGUAGCAAUGUUGUUUGGCAGGGUUGUUCAGAAGACCCUCUGCUUUUCUUAGCUCAUGCUGUGAGACUCCCAGGAAGUAGAUGAGUUAAGGUGAGUUGGACUUGAAUUCUUGACUGAGAAAGGAACAAGGUGUCUAAAGACCUAGGAUAGCACUCCCUUGCUUUCACUCAAACUACUCACUUCACAGCCUUUGUAGACAACAUCUAAAGAAUCAAGCACCCUUCUGUUCAAAUUCGAGAUUUUAAGGCAGUACAGAAGUGACUGAGAUUCUCUGUUACUGUUCCAAUGUAUGAAGCUGUGUCUGCAAAUUCAUGCACUGUGUGCAUGAAGAAAAACUGAGAGAAGGCUGUAUGUGACAACACUGUAACUAACAGACAUGUAAAUAGAUUUGGAAGUUCUACAGUUUUGAUACUUUUCUAAGAGGACGUACACACAAACCUGUAUAAACCGUGUAAAAAAGGCUGCAUUUUUUGUAAAUGAACUCAAUGUGCAGUGUUGAUUUCAACUAAACACCAAUUUUUUUUUUUUAAGAAAUUAUUUUAAAUAACAGUUCAGGUUGUUAGGAUGAUAUUUAACAUUGUGAACACUUCUGAUCCGUCUUGUCAUGUUGGAGUUCUGUUAAAGUAAGUUCUUGCUUGGUGCCUUUUGUGUUUCAGUUUUUGGUAUGGACAAAAGGACCAGGGAGGGGUGGGGAGGGAUCUGCUGUGUAACACGUGCUGUACUUACAUGAACAAGGAUUACUGAAAACCAAAUGAAUACGUUUGUAAAACAGUGCACUGUUUCUAUAGAAAGAUUAAAUUUUUUUUAUCUGCG